Aspergillus steynii IBT 23096 is the source of this 813-nucleotide messenger RNA. RefSeq lists its product as uncharacterized. Gene Ontology annotation, molecular function: catalytic activity. Lineage: Eukaryota; Fungi; Ascomycota; Eurotiomycetes; Eurotiales; Aspergillaceae. The record is from RefSeq and is a predicted model, not a curated record. Bases 1 to 813 code for a protein of 270 amino acids. The transcript has a single exon.
AUGGACAAGGAAAUGGCCAGCUCAUUUCAAAUUAUAUCAACCCUUCGCUACGAUCCCGCACUUCCGAAUGUGCUCAGGGCAUCUCCCUCAGAGUCGUAUCCCGAUACCCUGUGCACACCGUAUUACCUCCUCCCGUACCAUCAAGACCGUCUCCUCAGCGCAGCGCAAUGUUUCAAAUGGCAAGCCGCGAUAGAAUUCCUUGAGAAAGAUAGAGAUCAGUUCCUCCAGUUUCUCGACACGUUCAUACCGGACAAGACGAAACCGUGGCGUCUCCGGAUCGUGAUUGACCAGCAUGGAGUCGGCACGGUCGAGGCCAACCCGACGACAACAAUUGAUCUCUCAGGUCUUCUCGUCCCUUCCGAAACGAACACCUCGUCGAGCCCAUGGCGUGUCUAUGUAGACACACAACCUACCACUCCCUCCGCGUUUACUACACAUAAGACCACUGCGCGGGAUGAUUAUACCUCUGCGCGCCUUCGUUCGGGAAUCCAAUCUCCGCAGGAGCAGGCUGAGGUGCUAGUUGUGAACCCACAGGGCGAAAUUAUGGAGGGAAGCAUCACGACGCCAUAUUUUAGGCGCAAGGAGUCAGUAUCUGAGACCGACGACCGUGCGGGUCAAGCGAUCGGACCAGAUUGGAUCACACCACCCCUCUCCAGCGGUGGCAAUGCGGGCACAACGAGACGCUACGCGUUGGCUCAGGGGUUUUGCACCGAAAAGAUCAUUCGAGCUACGGAUCUGAUUGACGGGGAAGAGUGCUGGCUCAGCAAUGGAGCUCGCGGUUUCAUUCGUGGGAUAGUUGUGCUUAAAGGAUAG